Messenger RNA from Cimex lectularius (bed bug), 1157 nucleotides. RefSeq lists its product as uncharacterized. The coding region runs from base 114 to 1157 and encodes 347 amino acids. The transcript has 4 exons. Gene Ontology annotation, molecular function: serine-type endopeptidase activity. Gene Ontology annotation, biological process: proteolysis. The record is from RefSeq and is a predicted model, not a curated record. NCBI's taxonomy places the organism in Eukaryota, Metazoa, Arthropoda, Insecta, Hemiptera, Cimicidae.
UGGUAACAAAUUUCGUUUGUUGAAUUAUAUUCAAUUCUAUACCGAUAUUGAAACUGUAUUUGUAGAAAGCACUGAAUGUGAAGCAAUUGAAUCGUAUCUAUGCAAUUGGAACAAUGCUUUCAGCGCAAAGAAAUACUUUAUCAGUGCUAAUUGCUCUAGAUAUGAUUAUUUUCUUUUCUAACGGUGCUAAUGAUGACAAUUACGUGACAAUAUAUGAACCAUUACCGGGCGAAAUUCCGUUUUUAAUCUCCCUGAUGUCCAAGUUAGAAGAAGAAUUCUACUGUAUAGGGGUUCUGAUUACUCGAUGGCACUCGAUGACCUCUUGCAGUUGCUUAACGUCUCCGACACAAGCCAGCAGACAAAGCAGGUUAAAUUUGGACGAUUUGAUUAUUGUCGCUGGGAUCACAACCCUUAGAAAUGCCAAAAGAAAAGGAGUGACCAGAAAAGUCAAAUUAUUGAUAGUACAUCCAGGCUGCGAAAAAUAUGGAAAUUUCAUCAAGUACGACCUCGGAAUUGCUAUUUCGGAAACCCCAUUUGAUCUUGGGAAAUUUGUGCACACUGCCAAAUUGCCAUUUAGAGUUGAGUCCGACAAACCUUACCGUUUCAAACAAAUGUUGUUUGCGAACUAUUCAGUACAUCACAGAACACAGUUAGCGACGUCCCUUAUUUCUUGGUCUGGAGAAAAUGAAGAUAACCAAAAACUGAAGAUCGUUCGUUUGGUCGUUCUAAAUUCUAUUGAAAGUGGAUAUUUCCGUAUUCACAAAGACCAGAGAGACAAAGACCAGACACAAUACACCCUUGUCAGUUUUAAAUCACCAUUUUGCCCAAAUUUUGACGAAGCUGCAUUAUUUUCCGACGGGCAAGUAUUUUUUGGCGUCGUUACUGGCCUAAAAAGUCGGCUUUGUAAUCACAGUGAAAUUCUUUUCACUAGAGCAGACUACGUAUUGGAAUGGAUAGUGCAUGUUAUAAGCAAAGGAAAUAUCGCUCUCAUCCAGAGAAUCACACUCGAUACUGUGGGAGAUUUCUCCAGUCUGCAGUCCAGGGAUGGUGAGGUGCAAUUUGGUCUUUACCCAUCAUUUUGGUAUACAUAUCCUCGCUGGCUUGGUUUGCCAGGCGAGUUUCGGCCUUCGUCCAUCUACAUUGCCGAGUUUAAGUGA